AUGACUAAGAAAGAUAACUCCCAUCCCUCCAGGCGAUUGGCCUGUGAUGUUUGCCGGGAGCGCAAGGUUAGGUGUGAUCGGACAGACCCAAAGUGUGGUCGUUGCACGCGCCUUGGCUACGACUGCAGCUACCAAGGGCGGAAACUACACCGCGCCGCCCAGGCGGAUCUGCCACGUCAACUAUCUGAACUGCAAGAUCGACUAGCCCAAGCCGAGGCAAUACUUCAAAGUUCCGCGGCUUUCACUACUCCAGUGACAUUCCCUCCGCAGAGCGAACUGUUCUAUCCCCAGAUCCCACCACCAGAACCACCCGGAGAUCACGAGAGGCUAAUGCAGCGUCUCCAAAACUAUGCGACUCCUCCAAUGGACCGUGGGUUUGAGGGGUUCGACUUGUUGACCAACCUCACGGAAGAUAUUCCUGGUUUUUGGGGAACUAUCGAUCCAGUUUUGACGUCAGAAAUCCUUCCACUUCCCCAGGAGGAUACUCCGCCGCUAGCAACUCCGCUCGUGGGUAACUAUCUUCUGGCGGGAAACUCCGUGUCCCCUAACUUCAACGAUCCUUUCUUUCCAUCAACCCCAGUGCUCGAUGAAUUCAUCUCGCCACAAGAUAUCGCGAUACUACACUGUAAUUAUUUUGAUAUUUUCUACCCUGUAUUACCUAUUAUAAGCAAGUCGCGCUUCCAACGGGAAUGGGCAGAAAAUUCUACAUCCCCUCAAAUCCGCGGAUUGAGUUUUUCAGUGGCCCUAAUCGGCACAACAAUUUGCCAGCGAUACGCUCAUCUACAACCAGCAUGUUACAGCAACGCCCGCAAAUACGCAGAGUUGUGCGAACGAGACGACAGAGAGACCUAUCUAAUGAGCCUUAACGCGUUUCAGGCAUUAUUACUCAUCUUCCGGUAUGAGUUGACCAAGAAGCACUUUGCCCGAGCUUGGAUGACUCUGGGUAGGGCCGUCACGCUGGCUCAGAUUCUCGACCUGCAACACAUGGACGCUGGCGCAUUUCACACAACUAAUCUCAGUCGCCAUAUAUCCUCUCCAGAAACAGCGUUGUCGGACGUCCAUGAUCUAGCCUCGCUGGAGGAAAUGCGCCGAUCAUUUUGGGCACUGUACAUCUUCGAAAGCUAUGCAAGUAUCCGAAUUGGCCGUCCCUGUACGUUAGAAGAGGAUAAACUGCGGAUUUGCCUCCCCUCCCCAGGUGAACUGAACGAGGACUUUGUGUCCUGUCCAAUGCCUUUCCUUUGUGAACCGGCCAAGCUUUCUGGAUUAAAAAAUCUGUCGUCCUACGCCGCAGUGACAAUCAUGGUGAAACUGGCCCGAUUAUGCUAUGAGCACGUUGGUAUUCUGUCUCGUGGUACCAGUGACUCCGGAUUCUGGGACCGCCACUACCGACUGGUUAAGACGAUCAAUGAUUAUACAACCAUCUUCCAAGGCCAUCUGGGCGCGAAGGCAGUGCGUGAAGAUCCUCUUGCCUUUUCAUUGCAUCUAAAUUUGUGCGCUACACACAUUAAUCUACAUGAGGCGGUUAUCCGCAAAGUGGAGGAGCAGGAAUUACCAAAGCUUGUCGCUGCCGAGAGUCGUAAGUGUAGUACCGUCGCUGCGUUUAAGAUUCUCGGUGCGAUUCGCAUGAAUUGGCCUGUUCAUCGGUCGGAGCGUGAUCACUUCACACUUCAAGCAACGUUUAUCGGCUGGCCAAUUUCAAUUAGCCUGAACGCGCUGAGUCGCAAUGUCCUAAAUGGAAUUGACACCACACCUAUCGGCGUCAUAGACUCUUUACGCCUCUUACGUGGCGCGCUUGACCAGAUAGAGGAGCCAGGUGGCUACUGGCACACGGCAAGUGAAGCGGCGGUGACUGCCUUAUUAAAAUGGGAUGAGCAACAAAGCGGAUCCAGUGGGAUGGACUCAGUAUGUGGAGUUUGA
Penicillium samsonianum is the source of this 1917-nucleotide messenger RNA. RefSeq lists its product as uncharacterized. Gene Ontology annotation, cellular component: nucleus. Gene Ontology annotation, molecular function: DNA binding; DNA-binding transcription factor activity, RNA polymerase II-specific; zinc ion binding. The record is from RefSeq and is a predicted model, not a curated record. Gene Ontology annotation, biological process: regulation of DNA-templated transcription; DNA-templated transcription. The transcript has 5 exons. Bases 1 to 1917 code for a protein of 638 amino acids. NCBI's taxonomy places the organism in Eukaryota, Fungi, Ascomycota, Eurotiomycetes, Eurotiales, Aspergillaceae.